This is a messenger RNA of Ostreococcus lucimarinus CCE9901, 558 nucleotides long. RefSeq lists its product with no specific name. The transcript has a single exon. Bases 19 to 558 code for a protein of 179 amino acids. NCBI's taxonomy places the organism in Eukaryota, Viridiplantae, Chlorophyta, Mamiellophyceae, Mamiellales, Bathycoccaceae. The record is from RefSeq and is a predicted model, not a curated record.
CCGACGCGCCGACGCCCGAUGUGGUCGCUCGCGCUGGCGUGGGAAAACCUGUGGGGAUCGUCCGAGGAGUUCCUGCGACGACUCGGACCGCGGUACGUCGCGAACGUCUAUCGCGUCGUCGCGACGCUGACGAGCGCGGCGCAACUCUCGAAGCGCAAACACGCGCUGCAGCGAGAGGUGUCGGCGAUGCAACUCGUGGCGGUGGCGCUGACGCUGGUGCCGUACGAGCACGGCGCGUACGUGCACAGCGCUGGGAUACAGGCGUUCGCGCUCGGUGUGAUGCUCGUCGCGGCGACCGGACACUGCGGCGCGCAAGCGUUGUAUUGCGCGUUCACCAACGCGUUGGCGCACGUGGCGUGGACGGUGCGCCGAGACGCGUGGCCGAUGAACGCGAUGACGAUGUACGAGUACCAAAUUCGGUGCAUGAUGGCGGGCGUCGUCGUUGGGACGAGCGAUUUGUACCGACGCGCCAAGUUGUGGUACAUCGAACUCAUGGCGGCGCAGGACGCGGCGGAGCGCGAAAACGCGGCGCGUCUCGACGAGAAGAAGACAGAGUAA